AUGAAUUUUCCACCUUGGGGAACUGUCUUGGGAUAACCAUUUGGUGUUGCAGCUUAUUCUAAUAUUGGAUUUGUAUUUGACAGAAAUAAAAUACAUGAAUAUUAAAGUUAUUGGCCUAAAGAAGAGACUGGUUUAGCAAGAGAUGUUUAUAUUGGAUUUAAGUAAAUCUCAAUUCUUAAAAAAAAGAUAUCAAUGUGUUGAAUAUGCUAGAAGAUUUCUAACUUUGUAUUUUAAAGCUGCCUUUUAAGAUGUUCCACAUGCACAUCACAUUUGGGCACUUGAUACAAUUGAAGAUUGUACUAAAGAAGAAGGAACAUUCCCAUUUGUCAAUUAUCCAAAUGGCUCUAAAGAGUUUAUUAUUUAUUUUAUUAUAGACCACCUAAAAUUGGAGAUAUAAUAAUAUAUCCUUAUUCAAAAGAAUAAAGAUUUGGUCAUGUUGGAGUUAUUAUUAAUGUGAAUUUGGAAGAAAAGAUAGUAGAUAUUGCUGAAUAAAAUUAUGAAGAGGCUGGAUGGGAAUGUCCUGAAUAUGCAAGAAGAUUAAUUAUGAAAAUUGAAAAUGGAUAAUAUUUCAUAACAAAUUAAAGAAUUGGGUAAUAUUUGAAUUUUAUCUUAUAGAAAACCUUAUGAUAAUUGGGACAUUAAAGAAGAAAUUUUUGGAUGGAAGAGAAUAGACAUGAACCCAAAACUAUGA
Paramecium primaurelia is the source of this 691-nucleotide messenger RNA. The record is from the annotation of a GenBank genome assembly. NCBI's taxonomy places the organism in Eukaryota, Ciliophora, Oligohymenophorea, Peniculida, Parameciidae.